CGACCGGAACUCUUAAACACUUGUCUGUCAUCAUCCAAAAGGGGGAAAUUGUUGGGAAAAAUAUUAUAGAUUUUGAUGAUGAUGUAUUUAGAAUGUAUUAGGGACUUUAGGUCUCCCCAAAUAUUCAAUGUAAUUUUUCUUUUUAGAAAUACUGUCAAAACCGAGCACUUGAGAUUUCCAAUAAAAGCUAUGAUAUAUCUUUAAGCGUUUUGAUGCCUGAAGACUUAAUCAAAUUCAGUGAUAUGGAAAUCGGAUAUCUUGUUCGGAAAUGUCAGAGACAAGUAAGGAUUUUCUCAAGCAAACGAAAAUCCUCUGAUCCGGAAGACUACAUAAGAACCGGAUGUCUCGCUACAACCCGCUGAAGUCUAAGUCAUCCAAAUCGGAAGACUAGCGCGGAUCUCCUUCUCACCCGGAAGUCUGAAAAUGACUCAUCCGGAUUUGUCAGCUAAGAAUCGGAAGACUCACUGAAGACCGGAAUUCUCAGAAAGCGGACAAGUGAGAAAAGACUUAGAAAAAUUAUCUAAGUCCUGAAUGAAGAAAUUCUACUCGUUGAUUCGAGAUCUCGUUCUUGACAAGGAUGUCAGAAGAAAGAGUUCGGGGGAGUCAUCUGGUGAAUUGCUUCAUGUUGGUAGAGGUAGAAGAAAUAGCAGAGGUAGUGGGAGCAAGAACAGACAAAGGAGUCAGUCGAAGACUCGUGACAGCUCAGGUGUAACAUGCUGGAAGUGCAAGGAGGUGGGGCAUUAUAGGAAUCAAUGCCCGAAUGGCAAGAAAGCGAACAUUGCUGAAGGCUCUGCGAGUGACGAGGAGGUCACUUUGACUUGCUGUGAGGAAAGCAAUGUGGAUUCCUGGGUCAUGGAUUCUGGUGCUUCAUUUCAUGCCACCCACAGCGGUGAAGCAUUGCAGAAUCUGGUUAUUGGAGACUUUGGAAAGGUACGACUAGCAGACGACAGAGCUCUUGAGGUGACGGGCAUGGGUGACAUGGUGUUGAAGACCUCAGUCCGUCCCUGGACUUUGAAGGAUGUCAUAGUAGUUCCAGCCUUGAAGAAAAGUUUGAUUUCUGUCAGGCAGUUGGACGAACAAGGACACGAGGUAAAGUUCAGAGAUGGGCAGUGGAAGGUCGUGAAGGGAAAUCUUGUCAUGGCCCGCGGAAGGAAGAGUGGUUCGUUGUAUAUGGUCGAGUUACCAUCUGAGGGAGUGACCGUCCCAGAUCAGAAAAGAAACAAAGUCCGGUUCAUAGAGUCUCGUGGGCAGAAGAAGGUUGUCUUUGCAAGAGAGGAACCUAGAGCCACAGGUCAGACUCAGGUUGGACGAGCGAGGAAAGUUUCAAGGAGGCCAGUUAGAGGUAUCUGUGGCAGUGGGAGCAUAGGUGGUGCUUCAGCCAAGUUUCCUAGAAGACAGUGGGUCAGAAGAACCAGUAUUCCAGCUGUUGGAACAUCUCUAGAAAAUUUCUUGCUGAGUACGGAGAGUGUUUGUUCUCAGGAUGUUCCAGAAUCCGGCAGUGUGCAUCUGCAGUGGGAGCCGGUAGGGACCGAGGACGAGUUAGGGGCAGAUUUUGCCGUGACUGAUGUGUUGGAGCUUGGAAGAGCUUCAACGGGCCUUUCAGUUGUCUGAUGAGAGGGCCGCUGCAAUAGGAGAGCUGUGGAAGAUUACUCGAUGUACAGGAAAUCGUGGUGGAUGGAAGUUGAUGACUAUCAAGCCUCUAAGUGGGAGAAUGUUGGGUUUGUGGAGGCUUGGGCUUGAUUUGUUGGCCCGGCACAUGUUAUGUAACCCUAGGUUUUUUGUUUCUCCUAUAUAUUUAGCCCUUGUACUUGUAAUUCC
This is a messenger RNA of Cuscuta campestris, 1818 nucleotides long. The record is from the annotation of a GenBank genome assembly. NCBI's taxonomy places the organism in Eukaryota, Viridiplantae, Streptophyta, Magnoliopsida, Solanales, Convolvulaceae.